This is a messenger RNA of Monopterus albus (swamp eel), 6504 nucleotides long. It is a transcript of the gene hcn1, whose product is annotated as hyperpolarization activated cyclic nucleotide-gated potassium channel 1. NCBI's taxonomy places the organism in Eukaryota, Metazoa, Chordata, Actinopteri, Synbranchiformes, Synbranchidae. Gene Ontology annotation, molecular function: voltage-gated potassium channel activity. The record is from RefSeq and is a predicted model, not a curated record. Gene Ontology annotation, cellular component: HCN channel complex; dendrite; membrane. Gene Ontology annotation, biological process: regulation of membrane depolarization; sodium ion transmembrane transport; potassium ion transmembrane transport.
CAUGUGCCGGUUAAACCGCAGUGCCGUGCGAAGUGAGAGGAAGCUGAGGCUUUGGACGGUAGAAGCCGGGGCCGCCGGUAGAUGUCGGUAACCCAAGAAACCUGAACCACCGGGUUCUCAGGCGCUCUGUCUCAGUUUGCAGCACUCGCACUGACGGCAGAGGAGCUGAACAGUUUGAAGGGCAUCAAAAGAAACAGGAGAGCUCACAGCGCGUCCUCUCGAGUUUUGCGCGCAGCCCUUCUGAGCAGGAGACGGAACGCUUUGUCACAAAGAAAAACGGGAAAACUAAACACACAAUGGAAGACAAAUCUAAUUCGUUCUCCAGCAACAAAGAGGAGAAGGCGGAUGGGAAUAAUGUUUUUCAAAGGCAAGACUCGAUGCAGAAAAAUAACACGGGAAGCCAGAACACGAAGGACCAUGGCAACUCAGUGGGCUUCAAGGGGGAGCGGGAAGAGGCCAUGGUCGGUUUUGACGAUUUGGACGGGGCUUCCAGGCAAUAUGGUUUUAUGCAGAGACAAUUUGGGGCCAUGAUGCAGCCCGGAGUCAAUAAGUUCUCCUUGCGUAUGUUCGGCAGUCAGAAAGCCGUGGAGAAAGAGCAAGAGAGGGUUCAAACGGCCGGAUACUGGAUCAUUCAUCCAUAUAGCGAUUUUAGGUUCUACUGGGACUUGAUAAUGCUCAUCAUGAUGAUGGGAAAUCUAAUCAUCAUUCCUGUGGGAAUAACCUUCUUCUCAGAGCAGACUACCACCACCUGGCUGGUUUUCAAUGUGGCCUCAGACACCAUCUUCCUGGUGGACCUGGUCAUGAACUUCAGGACGGGGAUCGUCAAUGAGGAGAGCUCUGAGAUAAUCCUUGACCCCAAGGUCAUCAAGAUGAAUUACCUGAAGAGCUGGUUUGUUGUGGACUUCCUCUCCUCUAUUCCAGUGGAUUAUAUCUUUUUAAUAGUUGAGAAAGGCUUUGACUCGGAGGUAUAUAAAACAGCCCGUGCCCUGCGAAUCGUCCGCUUCACCAAGAUCCUCAGUCUCCUGCGACUGCUAAGACUGUCCCGACUCAUCAGAUACAUACAUCAGUGGGAGGAGAUUUUCCAUAUGACCUAUGACCUGGCUAGUGCGGUGGUAAGAAUAUUUAAUUUAAUAGGGAUGAUGCUGCUUCUGUGUCACUGGGAUGGCUGUCUCCAGUAUCUGGUGCCUCUCCUCCAAGACUUCCCCCCUGACUGCUGGGUGUCCCUAAACGGUAUGGUUAAUGUUUCCUGGGGUAAGCAGUACUCUUAUGCCCUCUUCAAAGCCAUGAGCCACAUGCUGUGUAUCGGGUACGGUGCCCGGGCACCAGUCAGCAUGUCUGACCUGUGGAUCACCAUGCUGAGUAUGAUUGUAGGCGCCACAUGCUACGCCAUGUUUGUAGGCCAUGCUACGGCCCUAAUCCAAUCACUGGACUCCUCACGCAGGCAAUACCAAGAGAAGUAUAAGCAAGUGGAGCAAUACAUGUCCUUUCACAAGCUUCCAGCAGACAUGCGACAGAAAAUUCAUGACUACUAUGAACAUCGCUACCAAGGCAAAAUCUUUGAUGAGGACAACAUCCUGAGUGAACUCAACGAUCCGCUCAAAGAGGAAAUUGUUAACUUCAACUGCCGUAAGCUUGUGGCCACCAUGCCUCUGUUUGCCAAUGCAGACCCCAACUUUGUGACAGGGAUGUUGAGCAAGUUAAAGUUUGAGGUCUUUCAACCCAAUGACUACAUUAUUCGAGAGGGCACCGUUGGGAAGAAGAUGUACUUCAUUCAACACGGUGUUGUUAGCGUCAUCACUAAGUUCAAUAAAGAGAUGAAGCUGACUGAUGGCUCCUACUUUGGAGAGAUCUGUCUGCUCACCAAGGGCAGACGAACAGCAAGUGUGCGUGCAGACACCUACUGUCGACUCUUUUCCCUGUCUGUUGACCAUUUCAAUGAGGUGCUAGAAGAGUACCCCAUGAUGCGACGUGCUUUUGAAACUGUAGCCAUUGAUCGAUUGGACCGCAUUGGGAAGAAGAACUCGUUGCUACUGCAGAAGUUCCAGAAGGAUCUGAACGCCGGCGUUUUCAACACACAGGAGAACGAGAUAUUGAAGCAGAUUAUCCGCCAGGACAGGGAGAUGGUGAUGAUGGUGGACCGCAAGCAGUCAGUCACGGGGAUGAACUCAACACCAAUAUCAGGAAACUCCAUCAUUAACUCACCAGCCCAACCACCCUUCUCAAUGGCCUUUGGCACCAGUCAGCUCCAACAGUCCUCUGUACCCCUGACCUACAGUGCUUCAGCUAUUGCCAAUGCGUCUGUUGCCCGCAUGCUGCCAGUUGCUGCUGCUGCUGCUGCUGUGGCACAACAGGGGGGUUACCCUGCUCCCAGUCUUUCCCAUGGCAACCUGAAUUCUUCUUCAACCAACCCUCAGCAGCAAGGGGCAAUCAUGUCACCCUGCUCCUUCACGGCACCAGUGCAAGCUCCUCGCGGUGCCCGGCCCUUCCGGUCCGGCUCGCCCACCACCUCCCAGCUGUCACUUAUCCAGCAGCCCGUUGCUCAACCAUCCCUAUCUACACCACAGCAGCUUGCUCAGCAGCCCGCUGUGUCAACUGCAACCGCAGCCACAGCAACACAGCAGCAGCAGCCAUCACCUCAACAGCAGGUCCCUUCACCUCAGCGGGGAGACACCCACAAGAGCACACAGGCUCUUCAGUCAGGCAGCUUGAGUCGAGACGUCCGACACUUAUCGGCCUCCCAACCAUCACUGCCACAUGACACAUCUUUGGGGCCCAGAGCGCACCCGGCCUCAGGAGACUCUCUGGCCUCCAUCAUGCCACUGACGGCGGCAACGAUCCAGGCAAUGAAUCUGCAGAGUGGCAUCCGCACCACAGUACCCCAGCGGGUGAAUUUAUUCCGACAGAUGUCAUCAGGAGCUUUGCCCCCUGUGCGCUCAGGCGCCGCUGCAGCAGCAGCAGCGAUGGCAGCAGCAGCAGCAACGUCAUCACCCUCAUCCUCAACGCAGCACAGGGAAUCACCUGGAUCUAGGAGAGAUUCUGUCCUGAGCAGUACAGAAACUGAACAAGACAAGAUGCGUUUUGCAUCAAAUUUAUGAUCCCAUUUUUCCCCUUUUCAUUUUUUAAACUUAUGUUUCAAUUCAUUUUUAAAAACAGAGACACAAGAGAUAAAAGGUGGAACUUCAGCAUUUUUAUUUCUUACCAGUUUUCUUCUAAAAUAACCUCAUAGAAAUCCCAUAAACACAAGCCCUUGUAUUAUAUUUUAAACACACAGUCUCCCAAAACUUAAGAAUGUAUAUUAUACAGAUACAUCUGUCUCAUCUUUUAUGCUAUAUAUAGUUGGAUAAAUGGAUGGAUGGAGUGUGUGAGUGUGUGUGUGUGUGUGUGUGUGGCUGUGUGUGUUAAAUCAAACUACAACAUUUGGUGGCAAUGGCAGUUUAAAAGCUGUAGUAUAAACAUGAGUCUUCCUUUCUGAGAAAUAUAGAGAAUUAUAUACAGUGAUUCUGACAUUGACUCUCACUUUUGUUUACCACUGAGGAAGAGGAAAAUUAUCUUCUAUUAAGCAGCUUUAGUAAUCACUGUGGAUUAAUAAUGCAAGCACCUCUGACAGAUAUCUCAAAAAAGCACACACACACAAAAUGAAUCUCAUACCAAUUUUGUGAACCCUCAGUUCAGAAAUCAAGACUAAUACUGUAACUAAGUGUUAUGUUGCUUUCAGCAAUGUAACUACAGAACGGCUGAGCCACUGUAUCCCCACAGCUGCUCACAUACAAACCAUGACAGUGUUAUGGGUCCAAAGGGAAUUGAUAAUAGACAUGCUGCUGCUUUUUUUCUUUAUUUUCAAGGAAAAUGGAGUGUGGAGACAGAUAUGAAUGGAUGCUAUUGUUUUCUAUUUCUAAUUUCAGAUGGCAGAGAUGUAAUGUUGCUUAAAAAUUCUGUGUAUAUUUAUAAUAUUUAUAAACUAAAGAUUAUCACCAUUAUGCAAUAGACUGUGAUAUAAAGAUUACCUAUAUGUGUGCUGUAAAUAGUUUUGUAGAUCUAGUAUUUACAGAUACUGUGUGGUGCAUUCUCUAUCAUAACAAUGUCUUACUUCUAUCAGGAACCUGGAUAUCAUCUAUAUGUGACAGAGGUUAAGUGACAAAAUAUGUUUCAUAAGAGAUAAACAAACCUUAAUGCAAUAGCUAGCGUUACCUGAUGCUGAGAAAUGCCUGACAGGAGGACAACUAGAAAUCCCUGUGUAUACUAUUCCUAGUCUAGUAUAGUUUUUGAGUUCACAUCAAGUGAACAUACACAAUAUCUACCUGCAAUACACAACUUCAUUUUAACUGUCCAACUGAAAGUAAAUGUCUUUUUAUUGCCUCAUUUCCCAAAACUGCUAAAGAUAAUUUCCAGAGUGAUUUUUUUUUUGUUUGUAUUAAUUUUAAUUGUCAAACGUUUUUUAAACCACAAUUUAUUUUCUAUGCUUGCUCACCUGCUUCUUGGUUAAAACUGUACGGUAUGCUGUCAUAUCACUAGGCACAACAUUUUCAACACACAUUUUAGGCUAAAGACAUCCAGUCACUCAAGUGGGAAGGGGGACAUUUUCACCAAAAAUAAUGUUUUGUGCUGCAGAAAGUAAGGGAGAAAAGAAAAAUGCUGGUUUGCAUUAAGGUUUCAGUCUCAUGUAAAUCCAUUAUGUGGGCUUAGGCACUCUAAACUGACCUGGACUCAUGCUGAGGCAAGGAAGCAAGGUCAAGCCAGAAUAUUGUGACUCCAUCAGAUAAAGACUAAGAGCCAUUUGAAAUAUUUUAAUCUUGAAAUAACUGAAUUAUUUGAUAACUCAACUCAAAUAAAUCAGCCAGCAGUAUGGCUUACGGGCCAUUUUGCUGCAUGUAGAGGAAAUUUGUGUUCCAGACCUUCCUUCUUCUUAAUCAAAUGUGACAAAUCUACUCUCAGUCAUGCUGAAUUUCUGUCUAGACUUAUGGUUUUCAUGGCACCAAAUAUCCCAUCAGUUCAAAGUGACUAAGCCCUUUGAGAUACCAAUUUUAAAAAGAUUACAAAGUCUUUGCUACAGAUUGUGUCGAUAGUGUACCAAUACAGUCAACCCACCAAUGUCAUGAAAGCAUGCACUGUCACAAAUACUUAAAAAGAUACUAUCUCAAAAUGUUGACGUCAAGUGUAAUGUUAGAUUAUGUUUUGUUCACUGUCUGUCUACCUAGACGUUCUGUGUGUGUGUGAACAGAAGCAUCGACUUUUCACAUGGACAUUCUUAAGUAUUUGUGCCUAAACUAUAGCCAUGUUCCUUCCUUUGUUAUGAGUGUGAGCUCGGUGCAUACGGGGGGCACUUCUGCACACAACUGCGCAUUAAUUCUUACUAUACUCUGUGUUCUAUGUCUGCGUGUAUUUAGACAGGAAAGGAGUAUGCAAUGACGAUGGCCAAAUGUUUCAGUUUAUUCAAUUGGUAUCUUUACUUACAAUGUGAACUUAUAGAGGCAGGCUUGUUCUAACAGUCAAGGUACAUAGAAUAUUUAAUGAGAUCAUGUACAGUUUAAAAAAAGUAUACUCUUUAGACUUGCAGUAAUAUCACACUCAGUGAGACACUGUACAAAUCCGGAGCACCUUCAUACCUUUCUUUAUAGUUAGCCUCUGAUGCUUGGGUUGAGUAUUGAUGUGCGGAAGGAAACUGGCCAAAGCAAAACAUCUACGUCGCUGUCUUUGUUUUAAAUUGCACUUUCUGACUUAUAAUAAUAAUAAAAAAAUUUAAAAAAAGAGGGAUUCUUUCAGCUAAGUUAGACUGCAAUAGAAAGGGAGCAAUAUCCCCAAGAAUUUCUGCUGCCCUGGUCCUGUAUGAAGUUUUAAAUGAGGGGGAGAUGUUCUAUUUACAACAGCGAGCGCUUACUCGUGAAUAUGCCAUAGUGUAUAGGAACUAGUACACAGUCAAGAUGGAUAGCAGCACUGUUGGUUUGUGCUGUUUUUGAUACUUGCCUUUGGAGGGAGAGCUUCCCAACUAUGUGCUUUUUUUUCCACUAUACCAAUCACAGCUAACAUACUGGAACGGGCAUUAACGGUAAUGUACGACACAAACUAACAAGCUUAUAUAUUAGCAGCAUAGGGACUCUCAACAAACCAGCACAUAUAUUUAUAUAUGUCUUUUUGUGUGUUGUUUUGUUGGUUGGAGAAAAAAAAAAAGGUGCAUAAAGAACUGAGAAUAAUGCCCAGAGUGGACAAACCAAAUGUUAAUUUGGGUCUGAUGACCACAGGUUUCAUAUGUUUACCGAUGAUCUGUGGAGUGGAGAGAGGAGAAGCUACAAGGAGCUGCUCAGUCCUCUUAAACCCUCCCCACAUGGUCACUGUUCAGCUCAUUCACGUUAUCCAAGGCUUACAGAAUAAUCAGUGCGUUACUUGAUACAGAUGAAAGAAAGAUCAAUGUAAACUUUCUUACAACAAUAUGCAGACAAACAGUGUUUGUCAAAAAUAUAGAUUUUUGUUUAUUUUGAUUGUAAAUAAUAAACCUUUAAAAUACAUAAA